This is a messenger RNA of Ornithorhynchus anatinus (platypus), 1742 nucleotides long. Its product is annotated as killer cell lectin-like receptor subfamily F member 1. Lineage: Eukaryota; Metazoa; Chordata; Mammalia; Monotremata; Ornithorhynchidae. The coding region runs from base 344 to 1012 and encodes 222 amino acids. The record is from RefSeq and is a predicted model, not a curated record. The transcript has 8 exons.
ACUCCAGGUCAGGACCCUCCAAACAGGAUUUACCCCAGGAAACCCAUGACCUGAGGACAGGCUGUCAGCAAAAUGUCUCCUGUUGCAGAUUCCCGUGGAUGCCCCCAGUGGCAGGGGACCCCUCUGAAAGUGGCCUACACGGUGAUCCUCAUUCUCCAGGUAGCGAUGUUGGUGCUGAUUUGUUUAGAGCUGCAUCUGGACACAGAUCUCACCCUCAAUUGAUUAUUGGCUCGGGUUGCGCAUUCCAAGCCCUGGGAGCAAAUGGACCUGGGUGGACGGCUCUGCCCUUGAGUGGAACCUUGACCCAGGUCUGGCAAACCCACCCUGAGCCGGGGGCAGGAAGAUGCAGGAUGAAGAAGGCUACACAGUGCUCCAGCUCCGGGCCAAGCAGAAGGCAUCUUUCUGCCCACCUCCAGAUUCCCAUGGAUCCCCUCAGAGGCUGGGGAUGUGGAUGGGGAUCCUCCCGAAAGUGGCCUACACUGUGAUCCUGAUUCUCCAGAUAGUGGUGUUGGUACUGAUUUGUUCAGUUCUCAUUCAAAUGAAAGGGAUGAAAAGUCAGGCAGCAGAAUCAGGAAAUGUGGCACAAAGCAACAACUGCCUCGAGAAAGGUCUGGGAGGAAAGUCCAUUUCAACAGCAACACCCAGGGUGAAAACAUGCCCAGCAGACUGGAAGUGGCACCAAGGGAAAUGCUAUUGGAUUUCUAAGACCGAAAAGAAAACUUGGAAUGAGAGCAAAGUAAACUGUACACAAAAGCACUCAAAUUUGGCAAUGAUUCGGGACAUGUGUGAUCUGGGUUUCCUGUGGUCGCAGAUCUCAUAUGCAGGUUAUUUCUGGGUUGGGCUGCACAUUCCCAGCCCUGGGAGCAACUGGACAUGGCUGGAUGGCUCUGCCCUCGACUGGAAACUGUUCAAGGUAAAAGGCUCAGACAAGGGCACAUGUGCUGUGCUCUCAAAGGAUGGGAUUUAUCCCGAGGACUGUAACAAUACAAGACCCUGGAUCUGUGAGCAGUAGUAUGGCCCGCUGAGCCCCAGCGAGGUUCCUGUUCUCUGCCUCUGUGACUGUUGGAGUCACACAGGCAACAAAUGCCCUCCCCCUGAACCCUGAUGUCCCAGCAAGCCCCAGGGCUUGGGAGAGGCGAUGGGGACUGUCCUCUGGGAUCUUUCUUUUCAUUCUGUAGCUGAUCAAGGAAAAUGAUUAAGGACACAGAGUAUCCCAGCAGAAGGAGAGAAUUUAGUUUCCACCCUUAUCCUUCCUCCUUCCCUCUUGGUAUCAGCAAGAGGUGGCUGAAUCCCGAGGAAGAGGACCGUCCCACUCCUUCAAUCCAGAUGGAAUUCUAUUCAACCAUUUCUGUGCAUACGGGUGGAAAUUAAAGAGACACAUCUACCCCAAGAGCAUUGGAGGCUGUAUGACAAAGAAUUAGAGGUCAUGGAUCUUGCCUCUGGCUAACCGUGCAAACCUUAGAAGCUUCAUGUUCAUCCUUGAAGUGGCUCCAUGUUACUCAAGUUUCCCCUAGUUCAGCACAGCUCAUUCAGGAACUCUAGAUUGAGUUGGUAGAAUUACUCUCUGGAAUUACUGACAUAUUAUUGGUGCUAUGUGACUAGCCUGUCCCAAGGUGAAAUGAAGCCAAAACAAUAUUUGCAGUACAAAGGUUAUCUUUUCUAAACACCCAUUCCUCAUACAGAUGUGAACAAUGAAACAUGUUAAUUGAAAACUUACAAAAAUUAAACUGAAUCGAAAACAA